AUGUCAAUAAGAAUACAUUGCCUACAUUUAAUUGAGAUGCAUUUUAUUAAUACGCAAAAUUAUAUUAUACUUGAAACAUUAACACAACGUAUAAUAGAUUAUAAAAAUGGAAAUGAACCAAAAAAAGUUAAUCAAACAUUUUGUGAUUUUGAUGGUGUUCUUCUUAAUAUUUCAAAUCACGAGAAUAAUCGUAAAUUAAUAAAAUUAAGUAUUUAUUUAAGUUACUUUAAUGAAUUAAAAGAAUAUGGCGCUAUGGAAGUAUUAAAAAGAAUUUAUGGCAAUUUUUUGAUAUCUCAACCAAUUGAAAAUUAUAGUAUAACAUUACUUUAUAAUAUAGAAGAAAUUGCAUCUAAUUAUGAGGCAAUCGUUAAUGAAGCUUCUUUAAUAAAACGUAACUGUUUUGCUGCAUUAUUUGAAAAAUAUUUUAAACUUCAACAAGAAAAUAUACCAACAAAAGAACAAGCUGUAAUUCAUUAUAGAGAUGAUGAAACAUUAUAUGUUGAAGCAAGAGAAGAUCGUGUUACUGUUAUAAUUGCAACACAAUUUAAAGAUCCUGAAGAUGUUUUAUAUGGUAAUAUAUUUUUACAACAAUAUGUUGAAAGUAGAAAAGUUAACAAAACAUCACCACAAAUAAUUUUUUCAAAUGGAAAACCACCUAUUGAAAUGGCUAAUAUUAAAUCUCCAUUAGGAAAUAAUAAUGUAUUUUACAUAGCUUUUGUUCUUGAAAAAAGACAUACGAAUAAAGAAGUAAUGGGAAAUACAAUUGAUCUUAUACAUAUAUUUAGAGAUAAUCUUCAUUAUCAUAUAAAAGAUUCAAGAAGAUAUGUACAUUGUCGUAUGACAAAGAAGUAUAAUGAUUUUAUAAAAAUUCUUCAACGUGCCCAUUUGGAAGCAAAUACAUCAGAAAAUAGACCAAUUCAUCAUGUUCAAAAAAAAGGGAUGGUAAGAAAACAAUUUUAA
This is a messenger RNA of Strongyloides ratti, 960 nucleotides long. Its product is annotated as Actin-related protein 2/3 complex subunit 2. Gene Ontology annotation, molecular function: structural constituent of cytoskeleton; actin filament binding. NCBI's taxonomy places the organism in Eukaryota, Metazoa, Nematoda, Chromadorea, Rhabditida, Strongyloididae. Gene Ontology annotation, biological process: actin filament polymerization; Arp2/3 complex-mediated actin nucleation. Gene Ontology annotation, cellular component: actin cytoskeleton; Arp2/3 protein complex. The coding region runs from base 1 to 960 and encodes 319 amino acids. The record is from RefSeq and is a predicted model, not a curated record. The transcript has 4 exons.